UAUAUAAUUUUGUAUAUUUUAAUGAAACAAUCAUCUUGUAAAAAAAAACAGAUUCAUCUUGUCAAAAUAACAUGUAAAUGUUUAGUACCUGAGAAAUGGAGGAAACACCUAAGUCUGUCUUUGGAAUUAUCAAUAUAGAAAUGAAAGCACCCUAACUUUUUUGUCUUUUCAAAUGAAUAUGUCAAAAUUUUCCUUGAAAUUCUCGAUUACUUUAUAACAUAGAUGCUGCAUUCACAUAUUAUAACCAUAAGGAUUUUUCUGUAGAAAGCUAUUACAAAAUAUAGUUGUCAACCCCAGAGAGGAUAGGAUCAUUGAAAUAAACAUGGCUAUUGAAUUGGGAAAUGGUAAAUGGCAUGGUUCAGUUAGUGGAAUAGUUUGUGCACCUAUUGAAAAAGUUUGGACCAUAGUCUCACAAACUAAGAACCUUCCUCAAUGGAUGCCAAUGGUAGAAAAAUACACAACCUUAUCUGGAGAUGAAGACAAACAAGGCUAUGUUAGGUUAGUUUCUGGUUUCAUGUUUCCUCAACAAGAUGGAGAAAGGUCAUGGAUCAAAGAGAGGUUAAUUUCAUUGGACUCUUCAUCAUAUAGCUAUGUUUAUAAAAUGGAAGCAAGCAAUGUUGGUUUGGAUGGAUCUUUAAAUUCACUUAAACUAGUUGACUAUGGAGAUGAUGAAUCAACUCUUAUUCAUUGGUCUUUUGAGAUAAAUCCUCUACAAGAUGUUUAUGAAAAUAGCUUAGUUGAUUAUCUAGGAUUUAUUUAUAAAUCUUGUAUUAAUAAGAUUGAGAGUGCUAUAGUAGCUGCAUCAUGAAAUGUUUCACCACCACAGUGAAAAAGAUUCAUAUGUAAAUUACUAAAAAUUACUAACAU
Cicer arietinum (chickpea) is the source of this 867-nucleotide messenger RNA. Lineage: Eukaryota; Viridiplantae; Streptophyta; Magnoliopsida; Fabales; Fabaceae. The record is from RefSeq and is a predicted model, not a curated record.